Desarmillaria tabescens is the source of this 918-nucleotide messenger RNA. RefSeq lists its product as uncharacterized. The coding region runs from base 324 to 815 and encodes 163 amino acids. The transcript has 5 exons. The record is from RefSeq and is a predicted model, not a curated record. Lineage: Eukaryota; Fungi; Basidiomycota; Agaricomycetes; Agaricales; Physalacriaceae.
CUUGAACUUCUUGAAAAAGUUCCGAUGCCCUGGAACGGCAGUCAAUCGCGAAUACUAAUACACUUAGACUGUUCUUGUCGCAAAGGGGCAAAAAAUGCGCCUCGCUUGUUCUGAACUCGCCUCCUCUACUCCCUCGUGUCGAUAUCCGUUCAACAGUCUGUAUCCAUAACAGUCAGUCGACCUAUUUUACCGGGGCUAGUACGUGAUGGAGUGGUCAUGUUGUCCGAUGCCUUGCCUCUAUCCACCGAUGCUGUAUCUCCAAGGGGAACGUUCUUAGUCUGCCUAGUGUAUAAAGAUGAAGGGUCUCCGAAAUCUAGGCAUUAAUGGCUCAGCCCCUUCCCUCUAUCGACGCCGUUUUGAGCACCCUGCCCUUUCGUAAUGUGUACAGUACAGGCCUAUUCUAUUCCUCACCUAAAUCUACGACCUCGGAUGAAUCCCAUCCACACGACUCGGUACAUCCUUAUCCUGUGAUCGAAGCCAGAAAACGACGCAAGGCAUGGAGUCACGUCUUCGAAAAAGCCAUCUUUACUAGUGAGGAAAUAUCCAACGAAUCGGCCCCUCGACGCCGUAAAGUCUACGUGUCGAGUCUUGAAGCUCACAUUGAUGCUUUGCAUGACCAGCUCCUUCAAAUGGGCUUGUGGCCCGUUUCGACGAAGGAAUUGGAACGACACAAGGGGCUGAAUUCCAAAACUGCCAAGAGCAUGGUUGCUAUGUACCACCACAAAGUCGUGUUGAUGCAAAUAAAAAUUUCUCAGUAUGAGAAAAUGAAUCAGCAUCAUGCUCAGCAAAACCUCGCGCUACGGGAGAGUCAUUAGGAUUGGACAGCUGCUUAAGCUUUUGGACACGUUCCAUAAUUAAUCGCCAUCGUCUUGUACUUAAGCAUUAAGCAGUAAAAUUUGAAAAACAUCUUAUCGCUUU